CUACAAAAAAGGAAUUGCCGUAUGCAAAUCAUGCGGUUCGAAUAUUACAGACAGAGACGCAACAACUUCCAACUUCGUUCGACAUUUGAAGUUGCACAAAGAAGGUGUUUAAAAAGAGAAUAAGACGUUCAAGACUACUCAUCUACCUUGAAAAAUACUUUCAGAAUGAAGUUGUCCUUCGUCUUCCUUCUCUUGUUAGAGAUCGCCAGGUCAAGAGCGAUGCAGACGAUUGAGGAGUUUGGCAACAUUUUUCUGAGACUUGACUUCCCAUCGUUUUAUAAUGCAAAUAUCAAGUCGUGCUGUAAGGUUUAUCCAAGUGGGUGUCAUGCCCUUCUGGACAGUACAGGAUACACCCAUCAGUUCUUGAGAGGAAGAGUCACCAAGUUUGAAACAGACAGUUGGAUUGUGUUCAAAAUAUCAAGGGUUGGGAUUCUUGAUGGAGGCCACUACAGAUGUGCUGUGAUGAGCGCUCCAAACUAUAUGUACACAGAUUAUGUUGUUCAGGUGUCUGAAGCUUCAGUUGACCACAGCCAGUCUAAGGACACGCUGUUCAAAACCGAUCAAGACCCCGUCACGCCGAGCACAAGUCCAGAGUCGACUGGUACACAAGUAGCUCGGGAGCACAGCGAGCCCCCCACGACUGUCUGGACGUUUGGCCCUCUGGUAGCUCUCGUUGUGUCCGUGAGUUUCAUCAUUGUUGUCUCCUCCUUGAUUGGAGCCGUUUUCUUUGGACUCAAGAUGAAAUCCAAACAGUUAGACAAGUAUGGAAACUGUCUGCAUGAGUCACCCAAACAAGAGGCCACAGAGACGGCCGCUGUGAUCUACACUACCGUGGAUUUCAGUCCUCAGGACGGACCCGCCGAGCUGUAUGCCAACGUGAAUGUGCACAAGACGCGCAGAGGAUGCUCCCUUCCCCGCGGGGGGGCUGAGCAUGAUGGCGGCGUGGAGUACUCCAUACUUGCAAUGCACCAAUGAAAGUGCAGCGGUGUGUGAUAACACCUCACCACGGGCAGGAGGCUCAUUUUCUGUUACCACGGUUUUGCGGUGGACAGUGUAUUCUUUGGGCCUGAUUUACUAGCGUGUGCAAUCUCUAAAAAAGCGCGUACUAUUAGUUGGCGUGUUGCAAGUGAUUUACUAAGACUGUGUGUGCAAUUGUUAAAGGGGAACUGCGCUUUUUUGGGAAUUUUGCCUAUCGUUCACAAUCAUUAUGAGAGACAAGAACACAUGCCUUUUUUUGGUGGGUUUUAAAGAUAAAAAACACUUGGAAGAUGUGGCUAAAUGGAGUCACCGUUUUAGCCUUCAAAACCCUCUAAACAACUUCAAAACCCUCCACCAACAUUUUGUAUACAACACACUACAAUUCUAUAUAUAAUGUAGUAGCAGUCCCGUUUAUAACAAUAUGUUAUAUGUUGAAUAUGUAUUCAGAUUCAGAUUCAGAAGUCAGGAAAUUAAGAUUUUCAGCACAAUCCCAUGCAAGAUCAGACAAACAUUACAGGGAGACAGAACAGGAUCGCUGACGGGUCUGCCAACUUCCGGUGCCCCUUACAAAAAAGGUGAGA
Messenger RNA from Entelurus aequoreus (snake pipefish), 1559 nucleotides. RefSeq lists its product as uncharacterized. Lineage: Eukaryota; Metazoa; Chordata; Actinopteri; Syngnathiformes; Syngnathidae. The record is from RefSeq and is a predicted model, not a curated record. Bases 166 to 975 code for a protein of 269 amino acids. The transcript is spliced from 7 exons.